AUGAGGGAGCGAAGACAUGUAAAUGGCACUAGCAAUACCAAUAGACGAACUGUCCCUCGACUUGUUGAUAUGAAUGCUAUGUCAAAGAACAUUUGUUUCAAGAAAUCUGAGCAAGAUGAACUAGCCACAACACUUAAACUUAAAAAGUCGAAUAGCCUUCUUGACAAUAGAUAUCAACGAAAGCGCCGUGUUCAGAGUGCACCUGGUGCAAGCAGAAAAUUUACAAGAUCAAGUGCUUUAGCAAGGGAAGACACGAUGUUGCUUGACGACGAUACGCUUCCUAAACUUCCGACUUCACUUGUUUUCUGA
This is a messenger RNA of Plasmopara halstedii, 309 nucleotides long. RefSeq lists its product as uncharacterized. Bases 1 to 309 code for a protein of 102 amino acids. NCBI's taxonomy places the organism in Eukaryota, Oomycota, Peronosporomycetes, Peronosporales, Peronosporaceae. The record is from RefSeq and is a predicted model, not a curated record. The transcript is spliced from 4 exons.